Messenger RNA from Lasiosphaeria miniovina, 944 nucleotides. RefSeq lists its product as uncharacterized. Gene Ontology annotation, molecular function: protein binding. The transcript has a single exon. The record is from RefSeq and is a predicted model, not a curated record. Lineage: Eukaryota; Fungi; Ascomycota; Sordariomycetes; Sordariales; Lasiosphaeriaceae. The annotation marks the transcript as partial.
CAUGUCCUUCCAAGGCUACCCCCCAGUGUUUGCCUCCUUUCCCGAGCAUAGCUAUCCUUCUUCGUCGCUGGGCAUACCGACCUACCACACAGAUUCGAUGAUGCAAAUGCAAAGCCACCACAAGCGUCCCUCCCUACUCAUGACACUCCCCCCUGAUAUCUUGAGGCACAUUGCCGGUUACCUCGGGUAUCUGGACCUCCACAACUUUUGUGCCGUCAAUCGCUGGACUAAGCAGAAUGUCGAUCCUUUCUGGGCCACGGAAGAAGAGAGAAUUGCUGGGGUUCGGCACGCCGAGCAAUACUACAAGCGCUAUUUCCCCACGUCUGCCCUCCCCUCCUCGGACAAGAAGCAAGCAAGAGAGUACGACAACAAGUACCCCCUAUCUUUCGGGUGCUACCACUGCUUCAUGAUCAAAAGCCCGGAGAACUUCGAGCUUUUCAAGUGGAACAACACGUACGAGGAAGCAGACAGCUCGAGCGUGCCUGUACAGCCAACACCAAGACCGACACGUGCUACUCUCCCAACAACCAAUCCUCAUUACGACCCUUCCAUCACGAGGACCAGCAUCGCGGCAAACAGCCAGGCAAGCAGUACAGGUGGCCAAUCUGACCAGUCCCCACGCAUAAAGGCAACGUGGGGGGUGCGCCGCUUCUGCAUCGACUGCGGCAUCAAGAAGCAGUACUAUCGCCCAGGCGACCUUAUCGACCUGCAGAGAAACAAGGAAGCAGUAUGGGUCUGCCGGUGCUGGAAGAUUCUCACGAGGCCCAAAGAGUUGAAGUGUUAUGUUUGCGAUUCUUAUGUCCCGCUCUCGACACCACCCCGCCGGCGCAAUUGAUCUCUUUGAGGGACAAAAUGUGCUUAGGACAUCCUUCAACCGGCCGCUCAUAACCUUCUGCCUAACGCUGCCCAUCUCGGAGCUCAACGCCCAUAGAGCCUCAACAGCU